AGCACGAUGGAAGAAAACUAGGUUGUAAUCGCAGUGUGCCUUGUGACACUUUCCUCACACCACGCUGUGUUUACACUUUUCUUCUCGCUAAUGCGCCUACUUUCACAAGCCGCGCGCUGUGGUGGGGCUCUUACUUGCCUGCCUGCUUAAAAGAAACCAGACAACCGCAACUUUACUGUCGUGCUGAAAGUCACAAACUCCUUGACGGCGGAUGAAGGACCAGGGAGAAAAGGGCAUCCUCAUGUGAGUGAAUGGUAUUAAGAUGUUGCACAGGAGCACAUCUGCGCUGUAUCUAGUCUACCUCUCAGCUCUGGCGGUAGGAUUCCCGAUUUCAAGCUCCUCUCACAACACGAAAGAUUCCACGAGGACUGAACUGCUUGACGCCGGACAGAAUGAGAGGACAGUCACUACGGAACCCAUAACUUCGACGACUGCUGACAGCCCCGGAAAUAACAUCAAAGGAAGUUACAGCGAACCGUCUGCAGCGCUUACAUCACCAGACAAGAGUUCUGAACCAGUGGUAGAUUCAGGGGACAGGACAAGAGUUGAAUAUGGACAAAACAUGGCGUCUCUGAACUACUUCCAGACUCUACUUCUGAGUAUGUUGCAGCCCAAGCCAAUCGUGGACACGAUUCGAGAGGAAGACAAAUAUGGCAAUGACGGAGAACAGCUGGGUCAGGUGGGGCGCAGCAUCGUGGGAGGAGUGGAAAAAGUGACCAACUUCCUCAGCUCUGCUGUUGAUUUACCAUAUGACAUAUUGAAGAGCUUUACAAGGAAGGCAACAGAAAAACUGAACAACAUAGGAUCAAAGAUUGUUGGUCUUUGAAAGACACAUUGUCUUUUCAUGAAGUCUGUUAAAUUUGGCAAUACAUGUUCAUAAAGAAUGUUUUAGAAUGAAUUCCAGAAAUAUAAAAUAUAAAUGUAACACACAAACAAGAAUAUGUAUGUGUGAAACUAUAUGGGUCCUUCCCAUACAUAAUGUAAAUAAAUGUUUACCCCUUGUCCUAAGAUUGUAUCCAACUUACAGAAAAAGUUAAAGACCAAACUUCGACAUAUCAUUCUGUCUAAGUGGUAUUUUUCAGGUACGAUCAAACCUAUCAUCACUUACAAAUGUUUAAGAAAUCAUGUAAUGUGUCAUCUAAAAUAGGAUAUACUGAAUAAUAUAACAUAAUGUUGUAGAGCUUACAUAACCAAAAACAUUUAACAUACAAUGUCAGAAUCUGUAUCAGAAAAGGGUAAAUCAAACCAAUUUUUUUUGUUUUAAGGCAGUUUUUUUAUGCACUCAAUUCCACACUGUAAUGUUUCACAUUAAAGUGUUUAUAAUUUGAAGGUAGUUUCUAUAAAAAUAUUUUCACGUUGAUAAGAAUGUACAGUCUGUUAUGCAAGAAAGUGAACAUAAUUUUUCCUACCAUCAUACAAAACAAUAGAAGUCUAGUAUGCCCUAGUUACUGGGCAUGCUUUGUCUAGCCAAAUACAUAAAAAUAAUUUCUGUGAUUAAAUAUGCCAUAAAAUUAUUUACAAAA
Molecule: messenger RNA, 1523 nt
Organism: Zootermopsis nevadensis
Lineage: Eukaryota; Metazoa; Arthropoda; Insecta; Blattodea; Termopsidae
Source: RefSeq, a predicted model, not a curated record